This is a messenger RNA of Venturia canescens, 3164 nucleotides long. It is a transcript of the gene Cdk4, whose product is annotated as Cyclin-dependent kinase 4. The record is from RefSeq and is a predicted model, not a curated record. Gene Ontology annotation, biological process: signal transduction; regulation of G2/M transition of mitotic cell cycle; regulation of gene expression. Gene Ontology annotation, molecular function: ATP binding; cyclin binding; cyclin-dependent protein serine/threonine kinase activity. Gene Ontology annotation, cellular component: cyclin-dependent protein kinase holoenzyme complex; nucleus; cytoplasm. Lineage: Eukaryota; Metazoa; Arthropoda; Insecta; Hymenoptera; Ichneumonidae. The transcript is spliced from 5 exons. The coding region runs from base 931 to 2208 and encodes 425 amino acids.
UGCAUCGGGGGGCUCACCACCGCGAGAGAAACGAGAACUGCUGCUGCUGCUGCUGCUGCUGCUGCUGCUGCUGCUGCUGCCGUUGCCGUUGCCGUUGCCGUUGCCGUUGCCGUUGCCGUUGCCGUUGCCGUUGCCGUUGCCGUUGCCGUUGCCGUUGCCGUUGCCGUUGCCGUUGCCGUUGCUGCUGUUGCUCUCUGUACAUGCUCUUCGCGGGGAAAGCAUUCCAUUCAUGUUUCGGUACUCGGGGCUUCGAAGCACCAGUUUGCGACCGCCCCUCGAACGACAAACACCAAAGAGUGCAAAAAGGAAGGAGGACUCGCUUUCGAGUCUCUCGAAAUAUUCUUUAAUUUAAUUUUAAUUUUUUUUUCUAUUUAAACCUGUCAAAAAGCCUCGAAGAAACGGUUUCUAUAUUUUCUCUCGAUAUUUUGAGGUUAUUACUGCGAUAUUUAUGCUAAAAUAUUCAUAACAAUUGAAUUGUUGAAAAUAUUAUUGUUUACGAAAACGCGAAAAUGCUUCUUGCCCCUCUGAUUCAACUUCCGGUUCGUUUGGCUCAACUAAAAAAUCCGAGUGUCUGACUUGCAGCUUUAAAAUUUAAAAAACUCUCCGGUGCGUCUGCGAGUGCUGCUUUUUGUUGGCUUUUUUACGCGAUAGUGCAUUGGGAAAAAAUGUUUCGACCUCAUGUGAGAUAGUGAGGGUAAACGGGGCUGGGGGAGGCGGAGGAGCAGCGAGUCAAGUCGUGUGAUGUACUCUCUUCAUGUCUGACGAACACUGGGGCUCCCCCCGUUGACGCGCACCACUUCGGGACACCCGCUCGUAUUUUAAUAUCAAUAUAGAUAUACUCACGUGGUCUUGCGAGGCAGCACUUCCGGUCGGUGGCAGAAAGUCGUCAGAGGCCGCAAUACCUUAUCGUGAAGCCUCCACGAUGUCGUGAUGGCCGAAAAACGUCCACUUCCGGUGCCGGAGGUUGUGCCCGAAGCUCGUAGUAGCAGCCCCGAAAGCAAAAGGACGAAGAAGCAGGGGGAAGCUGAGGAGGAAAGCUCGUCGGGGGAGAGGAGUUUAGAGAGCUCGGAAAAAUUGGCAGGUGCUGAAAGCUCGCGGAGGGAAGGUCGAGCCGAGAGUAAGGACGAGGAUGAACCGUCACUGGGCUCGGGGAGCCGCGGAGCCGGUGAGCCUGCCGAACAAGACUUGGAAACGCGGACCAGAGAUUUGAGCCGGUUCGUAAUGGGACAGAGCGGGGAAAGCUCCAGGACCCAGUCCGGGAGCAGCUCCCACGUCGGCGAACACGCCCACUACGAGGAAAUAUCCGUCAUCGGGGACGGCGCCUACGGCACCGUCUACAAGGCCAAGGACCUCACGAGCGGCCAAGUCGUCGCGCUGAAAAAAGUCCGCGUACCCCUCACCGAGGACGGCCUGCCGACCUCGACCCUACGCGAAAUCGCGGGGCUCAAACAACUCGAGAGAUUCGAGCAUCCUCACAUCGUCCGACUUCUCGACGUCUGCCAAGGAUCUUACCUGCAAUUGCCCUCGGGAGACGGUCGCACGGAAAGGAUCGACCGAGGACUGACCCUGUGGCUCGUGUUCGAGCACGUCGAGCGCGACCUCGCUUCGUACAUCGCCUCGUGCUCGAACCGACAGAGCAUUCCGAGCGAUCUCGUUCGACAGAUGUCCAGAGAAAUUCUUCUCGGGGUCGAUUUUCUUCACAGCCACCGAAUCGUCCACCGUGACCUCAAACCGCAAAACUUACUGGUUACGAGCGAAGGCCGAAUUAAAAUCGCCGAUUUUGGACUCGCCAAAACUUAUGAUUUCGAAAUGCGCUUGACCUCGGUGGUCGUCACCCUCUGGUACCGGGCGCCCGAAGUCCUGCUGGGCUGUCCCUACGCAACGCCCGUCGAUUUGUGGUCGGUCGGCUGCAUACUGGCCGAAAUAAACAGGCUGCAGCCUCUGUUCCCUGGGACGAGCGAGGGGGACCAACUCGACAAGAUUUUCCAGUUGAUAGGGACGCCGAGCCACGACAGUUGGCCGGAAAACGUGUCGCUCAGCUGGACCGCGUUUCCUCACAGGCAGGCGAAGCCACUGAGGAGUGUAAUUCCGAGUCUGGAAGACGAGGGCUUAGAUCUCAUUCAAAAUUUGCUUACGUUCGAUCCCCACGUGCGUUUGACCGCUGCCCAGGCGCUCUUGCACCAAUAUUUCUCCGGAAUGGCCUCCUGAACCCCCCACUCGACCUCGUUUUUCGUAUUAUUAUCGUUAGCACUAGCCUUAAUCGCUGAUCAAACUUAUCCCUUCGAUCUAAUAAUCGUGUCUCAACUGUUAUUCGUCAGCCUGUAUAUUCAGGACGCUUCCAUCUUUGAUCUCUUAUUUAUUUGCACUCCAAACCUCCAUCCAUGACCGGAAAAAGUCGAACUACUAAAUCCAACUCUGAAUUCGCAGCCCCCCCAUAUGGAAACGAUUAUACAUCGGCCCAUCGAUCGACGAUCGUUUCCAUUCCACCUGGAAAAUGUAAUUUUUCACGUAUUUAUCUAAUCCUAAGUUAUUUUAAGUAUUAUUCGUCGUUUUUCCCCCUUAAUUCACUUGUACAUUUAACGAAAAGUAAUGCAAUUAUUUUUGUAAGCUAGAAAUCAUGGAAAUCCUCUAAUUUGCUCAAUUCGCUCCGGCCUCCUAGCUCCGGUACCCGAACAAGUACGCGGAUACACAUUUUUACCCUCCUUAAACCCCAACGCAACCGGAUUUUCAUGAUUUAGUAUUAAUUCUCGUAUUCUUCGUUAUUUCCGAGAAUUUUUUUCGUGUCUCUCAAGACUGGGGUCCUCGUGAUCCGCUUAGGACUGCUGGAUCGAUUUAGGAUCGUCCACGUUAAGAAAUAAGCAUAACCAGAUAUUUUCACUGCCAUGAAAUACGUAAUGUCGAAUCGCGACGAUUGCUUCGUCCGAUUUUUGUUAUAGUUCGAUUUAUUAUAGUUUAUUUUAUAUAUUUGUGUGCGUACUUUUGCCUGUACAGACGUUCUGAAUUUCGUAUUUUUUUACAUUUAAUAUCUCGUACCUCAUCGUAAAUUUAUUUAUAAAAACAAUAAUGAACAAUAGAAUUUGUAUAUGAAGAUUUAAAAUCGCAGAGAUUGAUGUUGAGACUGUAAACUAUUGAAUAAAGAUUUUUAUAGUUUUGUACACCCGAAA